Messenger RNA from Bicyclus anynana (squinting bush brown), 4661 nucleotides. RefSeq lists its product as uncharacterized. The coding region runs from base 279 to 3818 and encodes 1179 amino acids. The record is from RefSeq and is a predicted model, not a curated record. The transcript has a single exon. NCBI's taxonomy places the organism in Eukaryota, Metazoa, Arthropoda, Insecta, Lepidoptera, Nymphalidae.
CGCUGAUGCGUUUUUCUUUGCUAUUGCUAUGUGGCUGAUUAUAAAUAUAUUAAACAUGAUAAGAUAACUUAAUAUUUAGUUAUUCAUAUUUAUGAUUAGCCACAAUUUAACACAGUUGCUAUGAAAUCAUUUUCAUAUAACAUCGUUCCUAAAGCUGUUUAUUAAUCAACUUUAUUCCCUCUUAAUGCUGACCAGGAUUCACUAAUCCCCCCAUUUGUCCCGAGGAAAAUCUAGAUAGCUUAUCCACUAACUUUUUUGAUAGCUUGAACUAUCAAAAUAUGAAUUUAGACUUUCGGAACAAAAACCCUUACGCUAUACCUGCAAAUUUAAAUCAUAAAAUGAUACCAGAAUAUUUAGAUAAUACACCACCGUACAUACCACCCAGAGUUAAUUUAGAAUCAAAUCAUAGUUACAAAAAAAAUAUCAACGCACAAUCGAACACGAAGCCAAUGGUCUUUAGAGAAAACAAACCGCAAAAGCAGAACUUAUCCUUUACAGUUGAUAUGAGUAAGAAACCUGGAUCCAAAGUCUUUAAUCGCCUUUUCCCAACCGCCUGUGAAGAAAAAGAGCCUCCAAAAUUACCACCAAGAAAUUUUCAAUUAAACCUUAGUGAAAAACCACAACCAAAAACACCCAAACCGAAUGCCAGGAGUAUAUUUAAAAAUUAUAAGUCUUGUCCCGUUUCGCCGGUAUCGGAAGAAUGUAAAUGGGCGGAUAAAGUAGCUCAACAUGAAAAUAACCAAAAAAAAUUAAAAGAUCAUGGUGUUGACACAAGGAAAAGAAAUUCUCUUAGCUUUUUCGUAGGUCUUGACAGUAAAAUACAAGAUAGCCGAAAUAUUGUAGAUACUAUCAAAAGUGAUACAGAAAAAAUGAUUGCAGAAAUAACAAAAAAAUACGGUGAUUUAGAUGAAUUUGGACCCAACGGCCAAAGUGAUUUAGAUUUACAACCCACAAAAGAAAUACAGGAGAGAGACGAUGGUAAUUUCUCAUCAGAUUCCCUCGAAGAUUGUAGUUUAAGCCAAGAUGCAAGUUGCAAGAAUAAAUUGUAUUCUAAAAAAGUUUGCAAAAAACAUAAUAAACGUAACACCAUGCCUCGUAAAGCAGUUUCAAAUUACGAAAUCUUUGGGACUUAUGACAAACCAAUUGUUCCUGUAAAAAUGGUAUGUGCGUCACAGAAAAGUUCCACUUUACCAAGAAAUAUGCCAUCGAAUCUAGAUGAUAUUAUAGAUGAAGACAUGCAACUAAAUUACAAUAUGUAUAGAUGCCAAAGCGUUUUGACUAAGCGGUGUAUAACACGAUCAAAUGAGUCUGUUUUAAGUGAUAAUUCCAAUUGCUCUAGUGUAUCUAAUGAGAUAUUCCUAAAAUAUGGCAAUGAAGUAGCAUUCCAACAAGCUAAAUUUUCAGAUAGUCGAUACAAUUUAAACGAUUCGCAUAAUUGUUCAUCAGAAAACAUCAAUGAACCUGACAUGAAAUAUCUAGAAAAUCACAGGCACAGCAGUGCUAGUUUCUUCCUAAACCAGAAGAAAUAUAUGAAGACAAGCUGUAGUCAAGAAUCAAUAUUAUCUGACGAGUUUCUGGAUAACGAUAUUCUUAUGUCAAGAACUAAUUGUAAUUCUUUGGAAAGCGUUUUAUCUGAUGACUCUGAAUGUACAAAAAGUGCUCCCUUGGAAAUGCUUUUCGAAGCAACGAGGCCUUCUCGUACCAAAAACUACCCUAUAGGUGUGCCCAACAGUCAAAGCUGUUAUGAAUUUGACAAUACAUCAAAAAGUUACGGUUCAAGCCCAAACAAUGUGCCAUACUUAACUGGGUAUAUGUAUAACAACUAUCUUGCUGAACGGAGUACUCCAAAGAUGGAAUAUAAAGAUCAAGCAGCAGUCGUGGUAAGUCAAAAGCCAUCAGGAAAUAAAAUAUAUGGGUUUGAUAUACCAGCAGGAGAAUUUUCGGGUCAUAAAACAGUUACACGUUCCAAAAGUCUAUAUGAUUCUGCUUCUAAACAACCUCCGCCGGCUAAAAAUAUUGCGUACUAUUUUGACGGAAGUAACGUUCAAAAGUAUGACAAAGAAAAUAAAAAAGCUGACGAAAUACCGAGGUUGAACACGUCAGACUAUAUGGCAAAUACAAGUAAAUCGCUCCAACCAAAAUUUUCUGAUAAGCAUAAAUACAAGAGUGAAAUGGAAGGAUGUGAUUCGAAUGCAAUGGUUAAAUCUAAAAGCUGUAGUUUUGAAGUUGUCUUAGAACCAGCAUCGAAACCAAAUCCUUUAAAGAAUCUAAUGGAAAAGCGAAAUUCUCAUGUAAAGAAGAAUCUUGAAAAAUUCGAAGACCAAAUAAGAAAGAACACUCAGACAAAGAUUAAUAAAAAUCAACUAAAUAAAGAUAAAGCCAACGUAUCUAAAUAUAAUAACGCCACAAAAAGCCUUGAGAGAGAUUCAAGUCAAAAAAAUAAUGCCAAAAUAACGAUGGAAUUUGUGCCACAUAAACCUCCUAAACCAAUUAAAAGAACGUCUUCCAUAAAGCUUAAUAAUAGAUUAAAAGCCGGUUUAGAAAAAUCAACACUAAGUUCUUCCAUAACUUCGCAAUACAAAGCAAAAUUAGAUGGAUUGCAAAAUAAAAAUUAUAUAUCGAAUAGGAAACAAGAAGACAAGAAUUCAAAUGUAGAAGAUUCAAAGGAAGAUAAUUCAGAGAAAACGUUUGACGUUUUUGUGAAAGAAAAAGAUGUUAAUGACAAUAGGUCUGAAAUACAAAUGGAUAGUCUCGAAGUCUUUGCUAUGCAGAGAGUCGAAAACAUGACGCACGCGAGUAUGGAUUCUUUAGAUGUAAUUGAAAGCAGUCAUGAUUUUACUAAAGAUUCAUUAGACUACUAUGCAGAACAAGAAAACAAAAAAUAUAACAAGACUAUCAAAGAUCAGACGAAUUUGAAUUUUGCCAAAAGUCAUAUAGAUAAACCUAUUCCGUCUCACAGUGGCCAAAAUAGUGAAGCCAAAGAAAAUAUAGCUCCUGGGAAUGAUGAUUUCGAAAAAUAUAAGUAUAUCGAGCGAAAGCUAGAAAUUAUUAACAAGUUAGUGGAAAUGGAGGAAAGAAAAAUAUUACAAGAGAAAAUAUUAAAAGAAUGGCGUAUGAAGCCAUUAAAGGCCAAUAUAAACGAUGGAAAAGGUGUAGUUAAAGUUUUAUCUAGGAAGUUUGAAAAGUUAGCAAAUAAACAAAAUACUGUCCAUAACUUUGCUUCUCUAACUUUGGAGGAAGCUGAUACAGAUACUGAAAAUUCUGACAAUAAAGAGAUCAAGCGCAACUUGAGCUUGCCGGAUAUAUUGGAUACGGAUCAAAUUGGUUUAACUGUCGGAGGCGUAGAUGUAUCAAAUGACGCUGGCAACGAAACCGUUGAAGUAGAAGAAUCUGAGCCUAAAGAACCGUUGAACAAUACGUUUCAAAAUGUACCGAAACCAAGAAAGUCACUCCCGCAAAGGGUGUAUAAUGAAAUGGUAAUUCCUAAAACGGAUGUACAUUUGGAUAGUGAAAAUUAUGAAUCGUCGACAACAAGUUCCAGUUGUACUAAUUCACCUAAAAGGAUGUCUUUUUACGGAUUCAACAGACCAAAAGUCCCUUUUAGAAAGAUUAUUCGGGAACCGCCGAGAAUGUAUACGGAAAAUCAGCACAUCGCAUCGUCUAGUAGGAUAAGACCACUUUUAAAUUCUGGAAAUGCCCCAAGGGGCUUAGUUCGAAAGUUGCCCAUAACUCCCGUCCUACCGUCGAAAUUCUCACCAAUAGCAGGUUGGACUCGCAUGAUACUUAGAUGUCGUCGCGAUCCUUUUGUUGCGCUUUAAUCUAGAUUGUUUAUGUAUAGUAUCUUUGUAAUCGUUAUAAUUUCGUUUAAAGAAGAGCUUUAGCUAUAUUUGUGAUAUCUUGUGAAACUAUAGUCCAUUUUGUUUGAUUUCAUAACACAACACAUCACAAAUCAUGGCUUAAUGCUAUGUCAGCAUGCAUUUUUCAUUGAAUAUUUUUAUAUUGUCACGUUGCACGAUUUUCUUAUAAUCGAUUGAAAACGAUAUUGCUUUUGCCUGUAUCAAUUUGGUCAUUAUAAAUGUCUAACAUACUUUAAUAAACGCUUAGAAUUUUCGUUUGGACUAAACUCGUGUAUAACAUUUUCUAUUAGACAAUUUAGAUAAUUGAAAGCAUUAGAGUAAUUAAUAAAAAAAGUAAAUCAGAUCCUGUACUGUUGAAACUGUUAAACGAACCUAAAAGUUGCUAUGAUAGUAUUCUCAAGAAGUUUUUAGUACUUUGAAUUUAAAUCAAUUGAAUUUUUAUAAUAAUAUGAAAUAACAUAAAAAGGCACCUUUUUCGUUUCUUUAAAUUCACUUUUCGACACAAUGCAUAUUUUAUUCAAAAAGUCAUUGGACAAAAGAAUAUUUAUCAACCUUUGUCUAUUUCAAAUAUUUAAAGACCUACUUUGGUUUUGAACUCCUUACCACUGUCAAAGCCUCAAGAAGUAUUGAAAAGCAUAAGAAGCACACACAAAGUCGUAUAGAAAAUGUUAUAAUUAACUUGAGACUGAAUUUUGACUUAAAAAAAAGGUAAAUAGCGGUUGAUGACGUAAACGAAAGACAUUAGACCAAGUUGAGUGUAACCAGUAUGUGUUGAGCGUUGAGCAUGCAUGUAAUGCGCGUGGU